Messenger RNA from Portunus trituberculatus (swimming crab), 1612 nucleotides. Its product is annotated as ras-related protein Rab-18-like. The record is from RefSeq and is a predicted model, not a curated record. NCBI's taxonomy places the organism in Eukaryota, Metazoa, Arthropoda, Malacostraca, Decapoda, Portunidae. The transcript is spliced from 5 exons. The coding region runs from base 127 to 747 and encodes 206 amino acids. Gene Ontology annotation, molecular function: GTPase activity; GTP binding.
GAUGCAAGGUUGAGUCCUCAGCUGGCUGAGGUAAACACUGCAGCCAUUGUUGUCACCUGCAUCAUUAACCUGUCCUGGACAGUGCUGUAACAGUGUUGCUCUUCGCCAUUGAUCACUUCCGGAGAAAUGGCAGAUCAAGACAUCUUAACUACCCUGAAAAUCCUCAUAAUUGGUGAGAGUGGCGUCGGAAAGUCGAGCCUCUUGUUACGGUUCACUGAUGACACUUUUGACAUCGAGCAGAGUGCAACCAUCGGUGUAGACUUCAAGGUUAAGACUAUCACAGUCGAAGGCAACACAGUAAAACUUGCCAUAUGGGACACAGCAGGACAGGAAAGGUUUCGCACCCUGACACCAAGUUACUACCGAGGAGCUCAAGGUGUGAUCCUUGUGUAUGAUGUGACCAAGAGGAACACCUUUGCCAAGCUGGACAUGUGGCUCAAUGAACUAGAGACUUACUCCACUCGCACAGAUAUUGUCAAAAUGCUGGUGGGGAAUAAGAUUGAUAAGGAGAAAGUUGAGGUGAGCAGAGAAGAUGGACUGAAGUUUGCCCGUCGUCAUGCCAUGUUGUUCAUUGAAGCCUCAGCCAAGACCAGGGAUGGAGUGCAAUGUGCCUUUGAGGAGUUGGUACAGAAGAUUGUUCAGACGCCAGGUUUGUGGGAGAUGGACCACCGGCCUCAGGGAGGCUUCAGUGUCACCAACCAGAGGGAAGACAUGGACAACUACUGUAGCUACUGCUCUGUGCUCUAAGGGCCUUCUGAAAGUCAGUGAGCUUGUUACUGUACCGUUGGAUGUCUCGUGACAAUAGGUGCAUUAUAUCUACUCAGAAGAGGCACUGUUGUUGAAGGGGACCUUAUCAUUUUUGCAUUUUUAAAAGGCUGGAGGGAAGAUGUGUGCAGCUCACAGGCCCAGUGGCUCAGAGGGUUAUUCAGUGCAUAGUUGUGGUGGGUCUUGUCAUUGAUGGGGGUUGGGUGGGGCAGUGUUACUCUUAUUAGGCUUUUGUACACUGUUUUAAUUUCAGUACCAGAUAAUGAAGGUGCUCAGUACUCUUCUGAGCUGCACAAGCAUUUCAUUGUGUGUAAGGAUCUGAAAAGUUAGGGUUGCUGAGCACCCAGUGAAUUCAGAUGCAGAUUUAAAGAUAAAUAUUUAUUUUCUUUAGUCAGGCAAGAUAUUUGAUCAGGAUGUACAGUUUAUCAGAGGGAUUGGUACUAACCUGUAGGAUGUUGGUUUUUAUUUAGGUGUUCAUUGAUGGUCCAGAUUCCUUUUUUAGUUUAUAAUUUAGAAUUUUGUAUCUUUUGUAAACAUUUCUGGCAUUUUCUUUAAGGCCCAAAACUUCCUCAAGUGUCAUUGCAACUUCCACGAUGUUUGACCCGAAUUGAUGUUUUGUGAAGUGGUAAUGAUGUUUCCUUAGGAGUUUUGUAACAUACUUUGUUAUUAAGGACUCUAUUAACUUAACAUAUACUUGACAGGAUCAGAGUCCUACAUAAUAUUAUAUACUUGUAGUAUUUGUAAUCGCAUGUCUCACUUGAGGCAGUCAGCAGUGACAGCAGCAAAGGUUGAUAUAUUCCUUUGCACACACACACACACACACACACACACACACACACACACACAC